GUAGGGUUUUAGAGGGCCGCCACGAGAGACGAUCAGGGGAAAUUUCCCCGUGAGCUCCUCAGGGAUCGUCCCGCUCUCUGAGGGAGGAGCCGGUCUCAUACAGCGAGAGCCGCAGGACAAGGCCCUCCCUCAUCCAAGACGACGCCUUGCAGCCGCUGCGGCGGAAACCUGGCGAGAAUGGCGAUGGGGUUUUCCAUCCACGGGGGCGCUAUCAGGCAUCCCUUUAUCUGCUCCACCUCUCUCUGUCUCUCCUCUUCCCAUCGCCGAGCGAUCUCCGGCUUCGCUCGGGGACCGCACGUCCACCCUCCGUUGUGCAGGACUGGGAAAGAAGUGGAUUUCAUUGCACUAAAGCAAACAAGUAAAGUGAAUAUAAUAGUUCAGAAAGUUCUGCAAGAUCAUCAGAAUGGACGGAUACCACUCACAAAUGAUUAUCCUAAAAUUGGAAGAGUUGCUGCUGACUUAGUACAUUUGGAUGGAAGAGAGGAUGACCAUCCUAAUAAUUGUCAAGAUGCAAUUUCUCAAGAUUUGUCAAGUGGAGGUUCCAUGUCACGUCAUUCUUCAAGAUGUACCAGUAUUAAUUCAAGUAUGAAGAACACUAUUGAGAAACAACCUCAGCAAGCACUGUCAUCCUUUUAUCCAUCUGUCAGAAAAUUGUUCUAUUCCACUGCGACUCAGCCCAAGAAAUUGCCAUCUGACUCUCAAGAGUCCGAGGGUUCUCUUCCAGCAGGAGAUGAAGAUGUCUGUGAUAAGGCAACAUAUCCUGGAAAUUCAAAAAAGAGUCAACCUGUUAAAAAGGGUACAAAUAAGGUGGUAAACCGGGAACAACUUGCUCGCAUAUAUGAUGAAGUACUCAUUGUUGAUAAUAUCUCAAGAGCUAAAGAAGUAGUCCAGUUACUGACUACAGAGUACAAGCAUUUUUUUCAUGCAUGCGACACUGAGGUGGCCAACAUUGAUGUGAAGGUGGAGACGCCGGUUGGCCAUGGAGAGAUCAUAUGCUUUAGUAUCUACUCUGGUCCUCGAGCAAAUUUUGGAAAUGGUAGAUCUUGUGUCUGGGUUGAUGUGCUGGAUGGUGGGAAGGAUGUGUUGGAGGAGUUCAUUCCAUUUUUUGAAGACUCAUCUAUCAAGAAGGUGUGGCAUAAUUACAGCUUUGAUAGUCAUGCGCUAAGAAACCAUGGGAUCAAUCUGUCUGGGUUCCAUGCAGAUACCAUGCAUCUUGCACGGCUUUGGGAUUCUUCCAGAAGAAUUAAUGGAGGGUAUUCACUUGAAGCACUAACAAGUGAUCCAAAUGUCAUGUCUUCAAAAGGAUUUCACGUUGCUGAUGAACUAAUCAUGGGAAAGAUAUCGAUGAAAUCUAUCUUUGGUAAGAAAAAGUUAAAGAAGGAUGGUUCUGAGGGGAAACUUAUCGCUCUUGCACCUACUGAUGUGCUUCAGAGAGAAGAACGAAAAUUAUGGGUCUGUUAUUCUGCUUUAGAUUCUAUAAGCACCUAUAAACUUUUUGAUAACUUGAAAGCAAAGCUUCUGGAUAUGCAAUGGUCUCUUGAUGGUGUUAAAAGAGGAACAAUGUAUGAUUUCUAUGAAGAGUACUGGUGCCCUUUUGGUAGUCUAUUAGUGCAAAUGGAAUCUGAAGGAAUGCUUGUUGAUCGAGAAUAUCUUUCAGAGAUGGAAAAACUUGCUAUUGCUGAAACGGAAAUAGCUGCAGACAAAUUUAGGAAGUGGGCAUCAAAGUACUGUCCUGAUGCUAAAUAUAUGAAUGUGGGAAGUAAUGUUCAAAUCCGUCAGUUAUUUUUUGGUGGCACACUGAAUAGAAAAGAUCAAAAUGAAUGUUUGCCUGACUCAAAGUCAUUUAAGGUUCUUAAUACUGAGAAUGUCAUUGGAAAGGGAAAGAAGUCUCUUUCUAAAUACCGCACUAUUGAGCUCCACAAUAUUUGUAUAAAAAAAUUGCAAACACAUUUGUAUACAGCUAGUGGGUGGCCCUCAGUCAGUGGUGAUUCCCUAAAAGUUUUAGCUGGUAUGGUAUCCUUGAACCAAACCUCAGAUGACCAGAAUCUCACAGAAGACAUUGCAGAAGUGGCUGAUAUAUGUACUGAUGAAGACACUUCUGCUUCUGGGACUGCAUAUGAGGCAUUUGGUGAAGGUAAGGAUGGGAGAGAGGCCUGUCAAGCUAUAGAAGCUCUUUGUGAAGUCUGCUCUAUUGAUUCUUUGAUAUCAAACUUCAUUCUUCCCUUACAGGGGAAUCAUAUUUCAUGUGUCAAUGGACGAAUUCAUUGUUCUCUAAACAUCAAUACUGAAACUGGACGUUUAUCGGCUAGGAGACCGAACCUGCAGAACCAACCUGCAUUGGAGAAGGACAGAUACAAAAUUCGACAGGCCUUUAUUGCUGAAGCUGGAAAAUCUCUUAUUGUUGCUGAUUAUGGGCAGCUGGAGCUUAGGAUAUUAGCACACCUUGCGAACUGUCAAAGUAUGUUGGAUGCCUUCAGAGAUGGUGGUGAUUUCCAUUCUAGAACAGCUAUGAAUAUGUAUGCACAUGUGUGCAAGGCUGUUGAAGAAAACAGAGUACUCCUUGAGUGGCAUCCUCAACCUGGAAAACAUGAACCUCCAGUUCCAUUAUUAAAGGAUGUUUUUGCUGCCGAAAGAAGGAGAGCUAAGAUGCUUAAUUUUUCUAUUGCUUAUGGAAAAACACCCAUAGGACUUUCUCGUGAUUGGAAGGUUUCUGUUGAGGAAGCAAAGAAGACGGUUGAUCUUUGGUACAAAGAAAGACAAGAAGUUUUGCUCUGGCAAGAAAAACAAAAGAAUGAAGCAAGGACAAAAGGACGUGUCCAGACAUUGCUCGGACGAUCACGAUGUUUUCCUUCAUUGGAUCAUGCCAGCAAUGCUCAGAGGGGGCACAUUGAACGGGCUGCUAUUAAUACUCCAGUACAGGGAAGUGCAGCAGAUGUUGCCAUGUGCGCGAUGCUCGAGAUAGACAGGAACAUUUGUCUGAAGGAGCUUGGAUGGAAACUCGUGCUGCAGGUUCAUGAUGAAAUGAUACUGGAAGGCCCUACGGAGUCGGCCGAGCUUGCCAAGGCCAUAGUUGUUGAGUGCAUGUCCAAACCUUUCUACGGCACAAACUUUCUUAAGGUCGAUCUUGCUGUGGAUGCAAAGUGUGCCCAGAACUGGUAUGCAGCCAAGUAACAAAUGAGCGCCAGGUAUCAGAACCUGAAUUUGAUCCAUGAACCCAAUCUGAAGACUAGUGCACAUGCUACGAGACAGCGGUCAAGGCUUCAGCAAUUCUGAGCCAGGUAUUGGCAAGACAAUGUAGGAGGUUCACGGGCAGGAACCAUUAGCGAAACGAUGGCUUUGCCUCAUUUGUACGUUGGUGUUGGUGUUGCCUUAAUUUCUCUAGAUUUUGUGUAAGUUGUGUAUUUGUAAGUUGAAAUACAUAUUGUUAGAGGAGGUUCUGGGACAAAUUACAAUUUUUGUGAUAGUUUGUUCAGUGAUCCAUUGAUCUUAUGAAAAUUCCAAUGCUUUUUUUGUGCUGA
Molecule: messenger RNA, 3518 nt
Organism: Musa acuminata subsp. malaccensis (wild Malaysian banana)
Lineage: Eukaryota; Viridiplantae; Streptophyta; Magnoliopsida; Zingiberales; Musaceae
Product: DNA polymerase I A, chloroplastic
Biological process (GO): DNA-templated DNA replication; double-strand break repair
Molecular function (GO): 3'-5' exonuclease activity; DNA binding; DNA-directed DNA polymerase activity
Source: RefSeq, a predicted model, not a curated record